Molecule: messenger RNA, 408 nt
Organism: Sphenostylis stenocarpa
Lineage: Eukaryota; Viridiplantae; Streptophyta; Magnoliopsida; Fabales; Fabaceae
Source: the annotation of a GenBank genome assembly
AUGUGGCUUAAAAUUGUACUAUCAGGUAUAGCUGGUGGGUUGAUUUACACAGAUAAUCUAGUACCUGCAGUACCUGUCGGUCUCCUUGGAUUGCUUUUGUUGUUCCAGACCACUAGAGUGAGAUUUGUCUUUGAUGAUGACGCACUGGAGGUAAGGAUUGGUGAACAGCUCCGGGAAUCAGGUGAGAAUGUUUUCGUUGGAGGAGAAAACCGCUGGAAGUACUCAACAUUUGUUAAUUGGGAACUCUGGUGGCCAAACUUCCCUAUUUUGGUUUACUUCAAGGAGACGCAAACAAAGCCCGAGGGACAAAUUCAUUUCUUUCCCAUAAUCUUUAAUGGGAAGCAGCUUUAUGACGUUAUGGUGGAAAGAGCGGGCCCUUCAAAAACUAGUGGGCCAAAGGAUUCCUAA